Messenger RNA from Diceros bicornis minor, 1514 nucleotides. RefSeq names its product chromosome 13 C1orf210 homolog (gene C13H1orf210). The coding region runs from base 556 to 897 and encodes 113 amino acids. NCBI's taxonomy places the organism in Eukaryota, Metazoa, Chordata, Mammalia, Perissodactyla, Rhinocerotidae. The transcript is spliced from 4 exons. The record is from RefSeq and is a predicted model, not a curated record.
GCAAACUUAACCACUAUGCUGCUGGCUGGCCUCCAAAAUCUUAUUUUUUGAGGAAACAGUGCCUAGUGUGGGGCCCACAGUAAGCACCCAAUGAAUGUUUGCUAUUGAAUGAGUGAGUGAAUGCUUUACCUCUCCUUUCUAACUUUCCCUCCCCCCGCCCCCCAUUCACUGUGGAGCCCUCCCUCUCAGGAUCACUCACGUACUGAGUGGCUGAGGGCCAAGCUCUCUGCCAGCUUCAGGGCACCGAUUGAUCAGCCCAGUCCUUGCCCCCAGGGAACUGCCCAUCUUGUAACUGGCCAAUUCUGACUGGUAGUUGCCUGGGUAGGCCAGUGAAGGGGGUCCUCCAGGGGGUCUUGGAACAGCCUCACAGGCAGGUGUUUUCCCAGCUUGGAUACUCCACCCAGAUUGAGGUGCUCCGCCUGGAAAUAAUCUCCAGCCCCAGCUGUUCCUCCAGCAGGUCUCUGUGCCCUGGGGCUGCCUGGCAUCUAGAGGUCUCUGCGGAGCUGGGGCUCUUCUGGCAGAGGCCAGGGCUCACCGGUGUCUUCCGGCCCCUCCAUGAGUGAGGCAAACCAGACCUUGGUGGGCCCCUCGCAGCUCCCCACGGCAUCAGCCAUGUCUCCUGUACCGGGCACCGGGGCCCGGGCAUGGCCUGUGCUGGUUGGGGUUGUGCUGGGAGCUGUGGUCCUCUCUCUCCUCAUCGCACUUGCUGCCAAAUGCCACCUCUGCCGCAAAUACCGUGCCAGCUACCAGCACCACCAGCUGCCCAGGACAGGGAAGGGGGUCCACCCGGAGGUGGGUGAAGACGAGGAUGAUGAUGGCUUCAUUGAGGACAAUUACAUUCAGCCUGGGGCUGGCGGGCUGGAGACAGAGGGUAGCACGGACCGCUUCUCCCUCUGAGCCCCACUCUCCGGAUACCCCACCCCAUGCCUGACAGCUUAAGGAUAGUGGUUACUACACGGGAGCCAUAAGCCUCAGGGACAGAGGUGGCUAGAGCUUGUGGGCUGACUAGGGGUAGAGCAAUCCUCCCUUCCCCGAUACUAGCCACUAAAGUGACAAUACCCUCUCUUAAUCAAUAACCCUCAAUGGCUCCCUGCUGUUCUCAGGAUAAAGCCUCCCAAGGGCCUGACUAUGAAAUCAACUUCAUGGUUUCUUUUCUUGCCUUUCCCCACUUUACUCCCUACUUUAAUUAUUUGUUAUUCUCCUCUCCUCCCACAUUCUUUCUCUGUGCACCUUUGCUCCCACCCUCCCCCUGGCCUAGACUGCCCUUCCAUUCUUCCAGAUCCUCUAUGACAGUGAAGAAAAUCCCUGGCCAAUAGACUCCUACUGCCUGCCUGCCAGCAUUUCAGAUGUGCCCAGAUGAUAACAUUUUAGCGGGUGAAAACCAGUGUGCCAAGUUCCCUGUUGAAAUUUUUUCCUAUCAAUAAAAUGGGUAAUCAAAAUGGUGGUAAUAUAUUAUGUUUUUCAUAGGUGUUAAUAAAUCUAGUUUCAUUUUAAAUCAAAGUGAAAAGAAGUCA